UCACCUCGACCCACGAUCCAUCUCACUUGUUGCUCUCAUCGUCCACUGCCCAUGGCCAUACGACAAUGUCAGCCCUAGCCACCCCGCAAAGGCAGGGCACCCCCUCAAAACUAGACGUCAAAUCCACCCCACUCGCACCAGCCAAGCCGGCGUCCAAGCCCGCCCCACCGCCGCCAGUGAUCCCAACAUCAUGGCUCGCACCAGAUGAGCAGCGGCGGCUCAUCGUCUGGGUCUUCGGCCUCGUCGAGGUGAUGAAGCUCUGGGACGUGCUCGCGCCCCAUAUCACGGGCGACCUCCCCACCGCGCUGUCGAGCGCGACGCGCCUCCGCGGCCCGUGGUCUGCCGCCGUGUGGUUCGCCGUCGAGCUGCUCGCCGUUGCAGCUGUCUCGCUCCUGCGGAUACCGGGCCUCUCGCCCGCCCCGAGCAAGUUUGCGCUCAUCGCGCCGCUGCUCGUCCUGUGGAAUGUCGCGUGCUGGUUCCUCGCUGAUCCCAUCGCGUUCGUGCCCAAGGUCACAAUGUUUGGCCCGGUUUAUCUCGGCGAAGAGGGCUUCUUCUGGGGUUGGGUCUACUUCCUCCGCCACGUCCUCUCGCGCCUCGUCUUUGGCGAGCCCGACCACAUCUCGGGCACAUAUAGCAUCCGCCUGCUGCCCUACAGCACGGCGACCCUCAAUCCCCUCUCGCUCACCUACUGCCUUCCGCACGGCGGCAACGAGCCCGUAUUCAUCCCCGUCGUGUUCAACAACUCGGCGCCUGACCAGGUCGCGUACUACCUCCGCGAUCUUGAGACGGGCAAGGCCGAGCUCCAGAACGUCCCGGCGUCGGGUAUGAAGCGACCUGUCGGUUGGAGCAUUGCGCUCAACAACCAGGACGCCGACGACGAUCUCGACGACACUCCGGACAUCAACGAGCUCGUUAAGCGCGACCAGCAACUCGACGUCACCCGCAUUCACUCGGUGCGCCCGGCCGAGUCGCUCACCAUCAUCCCGCCCGACCUCUCCUCGUCCGAGUCUCUCCUCUUCCUCGCUGUCACCAAGCCGUCCGUUGUGCAGCUCCACACCGUCAGCGACAAGCGUGGCGACAGAUUCAACAUCGCUCCCCACCGCGAGGCCCUCAUCAUCGAGUGCCCUGGCGGUGGCGACUUUGUCAACGAGGACAGCAAGGGGAAGCUGAUCCGCCACCCUAGCCACUCCGCGGCUCCCCUCGCCCGCUGCAUCGGCGCCGAGGACGUGGUCAAGUUUGAGGUUCGCGGCGUCGCCCCGCUCAAGGUCCAAUGGAAGAAGUACUUUGGCAAGACGAUUAUCGAGCAGGGCGUUAUCGAGGGUAUUGAGGACGAGGUCGUGACCACUGAGGCUGAGCAGGGCCACUUCCGCCGUGACCGUGCGUCCAAGACGCACAUUGUGCCUCUUCGUGUGUCGCACGAGCGGGAGGGCGCCUACAGUGUCGUGUUGACCAGCGUGGCCGACGCGCUCGGUAACAUGUACACGCCGUCGGCAGACUCGUCGACCUACCGCUUCGCUGUCACGGGCGAGAGAAGCAUCUCGUUCUUGUGCAACGGCCCUCGCGAGCUCCUCGUCAACGGCACCGCCGAUGUCCCCUUCGCCAUUAAGGGCAGCGAGUCGGAGCCCCUCGAUAUCAAGUACUCGUUCAAGUCGAGCAAAACGGGCCAGACGGAGGUGCACACUGUCAAGCUCGACAACAACUUGGCUAUAAGGGCGAAGGAGCCUGGUCACUACAAGCUUCUCGAUAUCACUGGCCGCUGCGCCGGUACCGUCCUCGAGCCGUCCACCUGCGAGGUCCGCGAGGUGCCGCCACCUACGGCCGAGAUGAGCGUGACAACCCUCCACGAGUGCGCCAUGGACGUUGGUAUCAACGUCGCGUUCGAGUUUACCGGCUCGCCACCCUUCCACGUUCGCUAUAACGAGCAGCGCAAGGGCGGCAAGCUCGAGAUCCGAACCCACAGAUUCGACACGCCAGUUGGCCAGAUCGAGCUGCGUCCCGAUCGCGAGGGUACCUACAUCUACAACUUCAACUUCCUCAGCGACGCUCGUUACAAGGACCUUCCGUUGAACAGGGAGCCCAUUGAGCAGGUGGUGCACCCGCCCGCCAGCGUCGACAUUGUCGGCGCUACGCGCUACCAGCUGUUCGCUUGCUCCCCCGACGAGUUUGACAUCAACCUCGGCAUCAUGGGCAACGACCCAUUGCACAUCACCUACCGCAAGUCGUGGGGCAUGCAGUCGGAGAACGUCACGGUGCCUGUCAAGUCUGGCAAGUUCCGCCUCACGGUGCCUGUUCCCGAGGACCUUGCGGCCCGGUCUGGCAACUCGGGCAAGCUCAACGUCGCGCUCAUCUCGGUCGAGGAUGCCAACGGCUGCGUCAAGCGCCUCCCGACCAGACUCGUCGAAGUGGACAUUGACCGCCACCGCCCCACGGUCAAGUUUUCCAAGCAGGACCACGUCGUCAUCAAGGAUGGCGAUCGCAAGGGUGUCGACGUGCCGCUUCGCCUGACCGGCCGCGGUCCGUGGGACAUUGUGUUCAGUUUGGACGGCAGAGAGCAGCCUUCGCUCAGAUUGACAUCGCCCAACAGCCCUAUCAACUUCAAGCAGAAGGGCAGGUACCAGCUCAUCAGCGUACGUGACGCCCACUGCCCCGGUGACGCGGACAACGGCAUCUACUCGGUCGACUUCAAGCCUCGCCCCAGCGCGUCGCUUAUCGAGUCGGUCGCAGUCCGCAAGGAUGGGUCCGUGUACCGCCACAAGGGCUUAUGUGCUGGCGAGGACGACGCCGUCGGCGUGCACUUUGUCGGCCUCUCGCCCUUCGAGGUCAAGUACAAGUACACUGUCGGCUCCAAGUCUUCGGACCAUGCGCUCAAGAGCGCUCAGGAGAUUGGUGUCCUUCACCUCGACAGCGCCCCUGGCCACCACAAGUACCACUUCACGUCUGUUCGCGACGACAUUUACGAGAGCACGCCUGUGGACUUUACGCUGGAGCACGACGUUCACGCGCGGCCAUCAGCAACGUUUGUGAAGCAGAACACGGUGACCCUGUGCCGCGACGCAGUGCUGGUUACCGACGCCAAGAUCCGCCUCACUGGAGAGGCACCAUUCACGCUCCAGCUCGGCGUGCGCAAGCCAGCAUCCGCCGAGGUCAUCCCUCAUGUCGUCCGCGUCCCGACGCGUGACUGGAAGCUCGAGAUUCCCAAGGAGACUGUCGCCGAGGUCGGCCGCUACGAGAUUACGAUUCUUGGCAUUGCCGACGCCGCUGGCUGCGACUUUGUCAUUGAGGACAGCGACGUGCACGCCACCACACUGGAUGUGGUCGAGACGGCGCGUGUAGUUUCCGUCGACCACAAGACGGACCUCUGCGUUGGCGACACGCUCGACUUCUUGCUGCAGGGCAAGGCGCCGUGGAUCGUCGAGUACGAAUGGCAGGGUCGCCUCAACUCGGUCACGUCGAGCGCGGCUAGGUUCUCGCGCUCCGCCGACUCUGAGGGCACGUUUGCCAUCAAGUCGGUCGCGCUCAAGGACAGGAACGGGAACGCUCAGUGCAAGCGCGAAGUCAAUGGCCUCGAGCGCCGCGUGCACGCGCUGCCGUCGGUCCGCGUCCAGGACGGCGUCGACAACCUGCGCGAGGGCGACCAGCCGGCCGUGUUCAGCGUCAGCUUCACCGGCACACCGCCAUUCACAUUCACGUACACGCGCAGCGAGACCAUUGGUGGCCGCCCGCGCGUCGUCGAGACACAGACCAUUAGCGACAUUUUCACAAACACGUACACCAUCUCGUCGAGCUCGCCCGGCGACUACUCGGUCACGAGCGUGCAGGACAACUUCUGCCGCUACCCCCCGCUCUCCCGCUCGCGGGCGGACGUCUAAUCAAUUCGCACAUGCAUAGGAAGAGAGAU
This is a messenger RNA of Vanrija pseudolonga, 3898 nucleotides long. RefSeq names its product Nucleoporin (gene pom152). Lineage: Eukaryota; Fungi; Basidiomycota; Tremellomycetes; Trichosporonales; Trichosporonaceae. The transcript has 7 exons. The record is from RefSeq and is a predicted model, not a curated record. Gene Ontology annotation, molecular function: structural constituent of nuclear pore. The coding region runs from base 66 to 3869 and encodes 1267 amino acids. Gene Ontology annotation, biological process: nuclear pore organization; protein import into nucleus. Gene Ontology annotation, cellular component: nuclear pore transmembrane ring.